AUGUUAACAGUCGACUUCAACUCAUACCUUCAAACUGUUCCAGAUAGAUUGGGAUGGUCUCUUGAUAUCUCUGAUAUUUUUUCAGUUUCUUCAACUCGUUCAUUUCUCGACAAUGGGCUGAUUACUUCGACAGAUAUGACUACGAGAUGGAAUAAUUGGGUUCCUAUUAAACUCAAUAUUCUUACAUGGAGGGUGAAACUUCAGAGCAUUCCUACGAGGGAGAGACUUUCAUCUAGAGGUAUUCUGGUAGAGACGAUCAUGUGUCCUAUAUGUUCCUGUUCGGUGGAGACUAUUCAUCAUCUUUUUGCUGGAUGCUCUGAUCUGAUGGAUAUUUGGACACGUAUUGCUAUAUGGUGGGGUCUAAAUCUCCCGAAUCCGAUUACUAUUCAUUCUCUUCUCUCUUGGUCCGAUAUAGUGACGUUGAGGGCUAGUCAACGUAAAAUUUUUGAUGAAGUGGUUAUAACAACAUUUUGGUGCAUUUGGAAUUUCAGAAAUGCCAUUAUUUUCGGCACGGUUAUUCCUAAAAAAGCUUUGCUCUUCGAUGACAUAGUUCAUAAGGCUUUCUUUUGGAUUUCAAAUAGAUGUAAAAAAGCUAAGUUAGGAUGGUCUACUUGGCUUCAUAAUCCCUCUUUUAUUACCAUGUAA
Lactuca sativa (garden lettuce) is the source of this 645-nucleotide messenger RNA. NCBI's taxonomy places the organism in Eukaryota, Viridiplantae, Streptophyta, Magnoliopsida, Asterales, Asteraceae. The record is from RefSeq and is a predicted model, not a curated record.